Molecule: messenger RNA, 6333 nt
Organism: Cherax quadricarinatus
Lineage: Eukaryota; Metazoa; Arthropoda; Malacostraca; Decapoda; Parastacidae
Product: uro-adherence factor A
Biological process (GO): positive regulation of stress fiber assembly; regulation of focal adhesion assembly; regulation of signaling
Cellular component (GO): stress fiber
Molecular function (GO): myosin II head/neck binding
Source: RefSeq, a predicted model, not a curated record
CUUCCAGUAGCCUUUACGGGAUCUUGUUUUUAUGACGUCACAGUUACGUCAGCAUUAGCUCCGCCCUCUGCCGUUGCCCACUUGCCCCGCGUCCCGCGGUGUGUCAGUCGGUCUUGGGAAGGGAGGUGUGCACGACGUCUCGUUGGCGAGGCGGAUUGUGACGGAGCAAAUAGCGGUUGACAAGCUCACUAGUACUCGCCUCGAAAUCAGAUACAAGUGCAGAAUUUUUUACUACUGUCACGGUGAUUAGUGUGGAAACCGUGGAUGAGCGCAGGAGAGGGUUGUAGCCAUCCCGAAGUGUAUUUGUGCUUCUCUGACUACUACGCUCAGGUUGGUAUGCAUCUGAUGAGGCUGUGUAGGGAGGUGCGACUAGGUGGCUACCUGUGACUCGCGACGUUUGUUCAUGGAUCAGGUUUAACUACAGUUGUAGCAUUUACUGCCGAAAUAACGUCACGGGAUCACCACACGGGGAGUGACUCCUGUAGCUGCACUUGUGUACAGCUGUGAGCAGCAGUGAAACCAGCAGAAACAGCGACCUCCUUCAAUAGUCAGCAGUACGAUUAUAAAUAGCAGACAAACCAAGAAAGCAGGUGGUGGUGGUGGUUGGCACGUGAUGGCCUCCUUCAUUGCCCAUAGCAGAUUCUGGUAGCUACUCAACGACACAGCGAGAUGCCGGGUAAUUUGCGGUAUGGGGGCCAGAACUCGGCACGCCCGGUCCCCAAACGAGCAAUGUCACUUGAUUCCCUACAUGAUAAAAAUGCAUCUUUGGACCUAAAGGUCCAUGAAUACAUACCUUCCAGAAUCACCCGCACCUCUCCGAAGAUUAAUGAGUCUGCAAUGCAAUUUGUGAAGAUUCAACCAAAUCCUUCUCACCUUUUUCAACGAUCAAAGACAGGGCCAGCUGUUCUCUACAAGUCAGCAACAGAGCAGAUCAAGAAAGCAGAAGCAGUGAAAGCAAUGAGACAACAUUUGAUUGAUGAGGAAGCAGACUGGCAGGCGCAGCCCUCCUCCUCCUCCUCCUCCAAGAACCCGUAUGACGAAGGCUCUGACUGGCAGUCGAACCUAGACAAGUGGAAGAGCUCACGUCGGAAACGGAAUGAAGAAGCUUUGAUACGCGCCAUUGAAAUUAAGAAACACGAACAAGAGGAGGAGUUAAUCCGCAUGCGGCGCAAGAGCAAAACCUUCAGUGAAAUACAGGAGGAUAAGAGCAAAAGAGGACGCAGAUAUAACCUUGUUGUCCACAACGAUGAUAGUAGUGACCUAAGUGGUCUUGGGCUAUCAUCUGCCAAGAGUACAAGUUCCCUCAGCGAUGCACAUGAAGAAAAUGACGUUAAGGAUUUAGAUCAGGAUAACAAAGAUGCCAAAAGUGAUGCUGGCUUUUGUACUGGCUCAGACACUGGCAGUGACGGGGUCUUUGCUGAAGAUAAUAUCAGUGAUACUUCUUCAGCUUUGGGUGACAAAAAAGAAGCACAUGAUUCACUUCUGGAUACUGGAGUGUCAAAGGAAGAGGAUGCUCACCUGAAUGGUCAUGGAUCUAGCCUGAUCACUGAUGUCUUUCACUCCACUGCUGCAACAAUCCACACAGAUGAAUAUACAUAUGACAAGGCUAUUGCUGGCUACAAGCAGUAUGCUGAGAAUAGUGCCAAGAAGAGAACUUCCAGCAUCACAAGCUUAAACAGCAAUACAAGUUAUACCAAGGAUGAUGACAGAAAAGAUGAAAAGAUUUGUGUAAAUGGCCGUUCACCAAGUCCAAACAAAAGUAACAAAGUUGAGGAGAAGCUAAACUUUUUUUCGAAGGAGAUGGAGAAAGACUUCAGAUCAAGUCCUGAGCCUAGGGUUAUAAUGAGAGAGAAGUCACCCAGAGUUGAUGUUGGGAAGAGAAGAUCAAUGUUUGAAACACGAGACCCAUCACCUCAUAGUGAGAAGGAACAGAGAAUUGCUAAUAGAAGAUCUCUUGAUGUGUCAAACUCUUUACGCCACAAAGUUAAAUCCUUUGAAAAUCUCGAAAUUGAGACUCCUAGAGUGCGAGGCAUUACUCCAACCCGUGAUACAAACCUACGCAAUAAAGUGGCAUCAUUCGAGAAUCUGGAUGCAGAGUGCACAAAAGUCCGUACCAUAACUCCAACAAGAGAUGCAAAAUUCUAUGAAAAACGAGCCUCAUUUGCCGCUAAAGAUUAUGAGACACAACCAAUAAGGAAGAAAACCCCAGAAAGAGAUGUUAAUUUCCACAGAAAACUUGCAUCCUUUACUAGCAUUGAGAAUAGGGAAGAGGAUAAAGUACGAGAGAUCAAAACGAUCCCUCAGAGAGACCCAACUUUGAGGACCAAAAUAGCAUCAUUUGAACAGUUAGAGCAGUCGGUGGAUCCACGUUCUUCAAGCCCUCGGGAAGAAAUGCUCAGGAGCAGAGAUCGUUCAGUCAGUCUGGAACACCUAAAUGAGCCACAGGCAAAGGAGGUAAAAAUUCGGCCAGCACGUUCAUUGAUGAACAUCACGAGACGUAUGCCAUCAACUCCGUAUAUGGUGGUGGAUCUUGAGGGUUCUGGGGUGGAGGAGAAAUGUGUAAUGGAAACGAAACCCAUGGUGAGUGAUGAGCCAGAUUCUGCUAGUGCUCGGGAUCCAGCUAAACGCUCUACCAUCUACGAAACUGUUGAGAAGUGCCAAGUGAUUCGAGAUGUUGAGUCUGCUCCUUUGUAUUCUAUAUUCCAGUACCUCAGCCCAGAGGUAAAUGCCCAAGUGUUUGAACUUGCUUCUAAACUUGAGGAGACUCCUCUAUUGGGCUCUCCCAUCCAUAAGGCUCCCACAGAUCUCCCACCUGUUUCCUUAACUCAUGAAGAUGAUUCAUUUGAAGGAGCCAAACCGUACACUGAUGAUGAUAUUAAUGAGGUUAUCAGUGAUUAUGAACAAGUUAGUGGUGCAUAUGAAGAUUCCUCAGGCUGUGCUGAAAAUAUCUAUGAAAAUAUUACUGAAGAGCCAAUGUAUGAGAAUAUCUAUGAGAAGGUUGAUGAUGAAAGUCAUAGUGAAAGCCAAGAUACAGUUGAUGAACAUCAUUAUCAAACCCUAGAGGAAGUCAGGGAGGAGGUGAAAGUCAAUGCUGAACAAGUCAAGGUGCCACCAUCUGUACCGGCAUCGUCCAUCAGUCCUCCUGUUCUUGAUACUCCUGAGGUGCUAGACGUGACGUGGACGGAUGGCCCUUCCCAGGCAGCCCCACCUUCGGAGCCCCCUCCCCCUCCUCCCCCUGAUGACGAUUCUGACAUCGAUGCAUCAGAUGAGCCACAAAGUCUUCCAACUGAGGAGGAGGAUGCCUUCACUCGAGAAAGUUCUACGCGUCGCCUCAAAAAGGAACUGUGGAGGCGGAGAUCAGAUUUUUUGGGCACCUCUUCACAAUACAUCGAAGAAGAAACAGUGAAGCCUCCCCCAGACCUCAGUGAUCUUCUGAGGCAGGAGCGAGAUUCAGAGCGCUGCUUGCUAGAGUCUCAGGUGUCAAGAAAUUCUAUUCAGGAGAUUCUUAGUGAAGCAGAAAUUGUGCGUCGUGAGCGUGAAAUAAUUGAAAGUCUUGAAAGAUCAGAGCAACAAAAGCAACAACAACAUGAGCAGUACAUUUGGGACGAUGGUUUACAAGAAAAUAUAACAAAUGAAACCAAGACUGAAAAUGAUGAGCACAUGCAAUAUCAAGAGGCCAAGAACCUUCAGACAUCUUUUGAAUUGGAUAAAGAAUCUAGGGUUCCUAUGAGAGUUCCCGUGACCUCAACUAACGUCCUUGAGAGCUCCCACUCUGUCUCUAAGACCACAGAUGCGGAGCAUUGGCAGAUGAAUUAUGAUUCCCUCGGCUCCUCUUCUACCGUUCUUAAGUCCACUCUUAACACUGAAAAAACACAUGCUGAACUUCUUGAAAGUCAUAUAGCCAAGUCUGAGACCAUUGCGGAGGCACCACCUCACUCAUCAAUGAGAAGUGAAAGCCAGACAUCAGCUGAAACAGAGGGUCUACUUCCUUCUGAAUCUAGAGAGCAGUAUGAAGGGCACUUGGUGGCCCACAGCAGUACUUUGGACUACAGUGAUGACUCUCUUGUAUCAACAAGUUCACAUCCUGAAGAGUAUAAGAAACUGGCUGAACUCGAAGAAGAAAUGAUGCGCCAUGACAAGGAUAUGCUACGACGUACUGGGCAGCUGACAAAUGGCUCAACAGCUGGUUCAGAUUCCCAGCCAAGUGUUAAUUCUUCACUUUCUUCAUAUGCCACUCAUGGGGAGCAUUCACCAUUUCCUUUACAUCAUUUUCCUCAAAGUACAGAAAAUAGUAAUUACAAUUUCCAACAACAAUCUUCAUCUCAUCUUCCCAUUCAAGAGUUUUACACAGCUCCCACAUAUGAGUCAGCUGCUUCUGCCAGCAUGGUGCAAGGUGAAGGGGUGGGCACCUUUAGACCCCCAUUACAGAAAAGUGUGCCACUCCCAGCUGGAUCUCCUUCACAGUAUAGCACUCUGGCUUCUCCACAUCCCUUUUCUCGAUCAAACUCUCAGUCCAGUCUCGAGUCUUCUAAACAUCCACCUGUACAAGCAAUGAGGUCAGUGCCUUUAGCCUCUCCAAGAGAAUCAAUCCCAGAACCUUUACCAAGAAAGAAGAAAGCACCCCCACCGACUCCUAGCAAAUCUCUUAAAUUAACGAGCGAACUCAACAAUGCUGAACGCCUGGAGGCCAUAAGGGUGAGUCGCAUGCCUACCACUGUCUCUGUGGUAACUGAGAAUGACCAGAUUGAAUCCCAGGGACCAUCAGUUUCACCUUCAGGUCAACAAAUGUCAAAGCAGACACUUCUGGCACUCUCAGCAAUACCCAAGCCUCGGCUCACAGAUAAUGAAAGUUGGAUCACUAAAAAGAAACCAGAUGCACAAAAGAGAGAUUACAGCAAACAUUGGCUCCACCAGGAAGCAGAACAAAGAAGACUAGAACAACAGGAUAGAAUUUCCCGUCAGAAACUUCCAGUUGCUCAACCACAGCCUAAGUCAUCACAGAAUGUGUCACCACAACAAACCUCACAUAAUUCAACUCUACCACAAAUAACAAGUUACCCUCCUACACAGAACACAUCUAAUUACACUCCUCAAAACUCAUCCUCCACAUACUCAAACUAUCCUCAGUCCCUGAGAAAUCCUUCACCAAGUCAGAGCUGCAAUAAUAAUACCACCACCAGUAGUUGGAGAAACCAGGCCACCACUUACCAACCUCACAUACCAUCACCUGCGCCAAAUGGUGACAAAGCUCUUCCAGAUUCAAUUAUUCAUAACCUAACCCAAAGAGUUAACAACAAAAACAGCAAGAAUACGUACACAAAUGCCAGUGGCAGAUUGGGAAAUAACUAUGGCAGCAACAGUUAUCGUGAUGAAAACUACCAUGACUACAUGAAUGCAGAUGCUUUGAGUGUUUCUCAUACACAUGCCCCACUUUAUCAAUCUGGGAUGGGGCCUGGCCAGCCAUCCCCUCCUACUUCUCAACAAGAAGCCAACUCUGCAAAAGAUCAAAGACUGCUUAGUGUCUCAGGAAAAAAGAAGUGCUCACAUUGCUCUGAGGAGUUAGGUCGGGGAGCUGCCAUGAUAAUUGAAAGUUUGCGACUGUUUUAUCAUAUCCCAUGCUUCAAAUGUUGUGUGUGUGGCAUACAAUUAGGCAAUGGGUCAGCUGGUGCUGAUGUGAGAGUACGCAAUCACAAGUUACACUGCCAUAAUUGCUACUCUAAUGAUGAAGGGAUGAAGUUCAGCAAAGUAUAGCAUCAACACGUUAAAAUGAUGAAAUUUUUAGUUGUCUCUGGUGCCAAAACCUUGAGGCAUGUCACGAGAGACAUGUCACAAUGAAUAAUGUGUAUUUUAUACAGUUUUGUUUUGAGUGUAUUUUAACUUAGAAUGAAUCAUAAUUAUAGCAAAAACAUACAAAUAUUUUUUUGUUUGCCGAUGUUGAAUGUACUUUUGUCGAGUCUGGCAGUAUUGUUUACUGACAAUAGACUAGUGUGGAAGUGUACAAGAAUGAAGAUUUCAUAGUUUAUAUGAAAACUUAGUAAGGUCUAGUAGGAAAUAGAUCUUGUGAAAGUUUAUAAAAACCUCUUUUGUUGUUGGUACAUAGCUAUAUGUAGGCAGCUAGGAAUUCUACUUAAUUUAUGUAUAAACAAUUUGCACAAUCAAAUAUAGUAAAGCUGUACAUUAUAUAUUGUAAAUAAUAGUUUAAUUAUAAAACUAAGUCAUUAUAAGUAAAUAAGUUGAGUUUUAUAAUGAUUUAAAAUAAAGGGUUCUUUAUAAAUGAAUCUUGUACUGUAUAUUGAUUUAUUAUAAUCUUGUAAUUAAAACAAGUACUUUACA